AUGUCCUUCGAAUCCCCUCCCUCCCUUACCACUUCUCUCCACAACACUCUCCUCCACAUCUCACAAAACCCAUAUCCAUACAUACCUAAUCCACCAAAUUGUCCCAGGCGCGCAUCAGUAGCUCUAGUAUUACGUAUUCGUCCUUCUCGCAAUGACCUUCCUCCUACGGCUCCUCAAAUCUUUCCAUAUCCAGAACCACCAACGGACCAGCGACUGGCAAAUUUCUUUGAACAAUCAUGGGUGAAGAACGGUGAUCCUGAAUUGUUAUUUAUCAAACGCGCAGCAAGAGAAGGAGAUCGAUGGACGAGUCAUGUCGCGCUACCGGGAGGAAAGAGGGAUCCUGGUGAUGCAAGUGAUAAAGACGUUGCAGUGAGGGAAACGAGUGAGGAAAUUGGGUUGGAUUUAAGGGGGGAGAGAUGUGUAUAUGUUGGGAACCUGCCUGAGAGGGUGGUUUCUACAAGCUGGGGAUCAGUGCCAAUAAUGGUACUUUGUCCGUUCCUCUUCAUCUGGAUCUGCCCAGCAUUCCCACCACUCCAACUACAGCCCGCUGAAAUAGCAUCAACACAUUGGGUUCCCCUCCGAGUCCUUCUUUCGCCCUCAGUCCGCACAUACGAAUAUGUCAAUGUAUCCGAUCGAUUUGCCAAGCAAGGGGGCAUAGUAGUGAAAACCAUAUUGAAGCCGAUCAUUGGCAAAAUGAGGUUCUCGGCCAUUCGAUUACGACCCAGUGAAUCAUUGUAUUGCAGUUCAACAAAGGAGUAUUUCUCGGAAGAAUCGCAACCUAAGAAAAGCAUCUUUGAAAGAGCUUAUACUUGGUUCAAAGGGGGGGAGAAAGCACAGAGCGACAGACCACUCUUACUUUGGGGGUUAACCUUGGGUAUGGUGGCUGAUUUUAUCGAUCAAUUACCGCCUCACGAUUCGGUUGAGUUAUGGGAAUAUCCCACUUUUACUUCACCAGAUAUACGAAUAAUUAUCAAUUUGCUCACACGAAAUAUCAAGAAACGAAACACGGAACGAUUACGAGGGAGUGCGCACGAUGGGACUGGUAAUCAGACAGCAAUGGAUGGAGAAACAACUGCUGUUGCGAUGCUUGAAAGUGGAGGGCCAUUAAUAGGAAAGAACAAGACGAAGGAACAUGCAGUAGGCAUUAUGUUAGAAGGAUAUUAUGAUGCAAUGAAGAAAGGCGUUUGGAUCGGUGCUGGCAUAAGAUUAGUGUCAACGCUGGCGUUGAUUGUAUGGCUUGUUAGGUGGUAUAGAUUGAGGAGCAAUAGGGGUAGAUGA
This is a messenger RNA of Botrytis byssoidea, 1278 nucleotides long. RefSeq lists its product as uncharacterized. Gene Ontology annotation, molecular function: coenzyme A diphosphatase activity. The record is from RefSeq and is a predicted model, not a curated record. NCBI's taxonomy places the organism in Eukaryota, Fungi, Ascomycota, Leotiomycetes, Helotiales, Sclerotiniaceae. Bases 1 to 1278 code for a protein of 425 amino acids. The transcript has 2 exons.